AAUUUACCUGGAAAUUACAUACGCGAGUCGUGAGGAAAAUCGUAAAACAUUCUUGUAGUGCUCCCACCAUCCUCUACCUCAAUGCAGGAAUCGCUAUAUAUUGCCAUUUCGCAGUCAAAUGCGAAGCUUCACUUACCGUCAAUGAUGGUCUGUAUUAAGAAGCGGUUCUUCAGUCUCAAUCGGCUACUUCUACUCGCUUUCGGCUUGUGGCCUGACGAGGAAACGAUAUUCACCCGUUUUCAGGCAACAUUGCUUUGCAGUCUUUUGAUAAGUAGUAUUGUAUUUCAGCUCUCAAGACUUUUCAUUGCAGAAUAUAGUUUCGAUUUUAUUGUCAGAAUAUUGUCUUCUGUGACAUUCUUUGCUACGCUUACGAGUCUACCCCUCUCAUUUUGGAUUAAUAUAAAAACUAUCAAAUAUUUAUUGGACCAACUGCAAUACAUCUACGAUCAGCUAAAGGAUAGAAACGAAAUUGCUAUCUAUGACAAAUAUGGAUACAUUGGAAAACAUUUUACGACCAUAGUAACUUCUUCUUCGUUUUUAGUAUUUCUUGUAUGCGGCCUAUGUAGUAAUUCUGGCAUAGUAUAUUGGCCGUACAUUCUUGAUAUUAUUGUACCGAACAAUGAGUCUUAUGCAAUUCAUACGAUGCAAUUUGUAACCAAGUACUUCAAUGUCUCAGAGAAGUAUUAUUUUUUAGUUCUUGUGCAUUUGAACGCAGCGAUAACUACAGGGUUAAUUGUAUCGGUAGGAACGGAAACAAUGAUCUUUUCGUAUUUAAAGCAUAUCUGCGGUAUGUUUGAAAUUGCCAGUUAUCGUAUUGAACAAGCAAUGGCGCCCGAAUUGUUACAUACCGUUGACAUAAAGAGUAGAAUUGUGAUAUGCAGAGAAAUGAUAUGUGCCAUAGAUAUGCAACGCCAAGCUAUGCAAUAUUUCAAAUUGAAUCACCUAUGGAGAGGAUGGACGAGGUUUUAUUACACCUUUUGGCUGUAUCUACAGUUCUAACGAUAACGUUCGCAUGCAAUUAUGUUGGGCAAGAAGUUACAGAUCAUAGUAAUCACGUAUAUGUGAUUAUAUACAACGUUGCAUGGUACUUAGCACCGUUACACAUACAGAAACUGAUACUGUUUCUAUUACAAAGGAGCAAUAAAAUUUUCUCUCUGAGUGU
This is a messenger RNA of Ooceraea biroi (clonal raider ant), 1162 nucleotides long. RefSeq lists its product as uncharacterized. The record is from RefSeq and is a predicted model, not a curated record. Lineage: Eukaryota; Metazoa; Arthropoda; Insecta; Hymenoptera; Formicidae.